AUCAGGAAGUGGUAUUCACAGAACGUCACGAAAUGUGAACGUCUUAGAGUUUCUACAAUUGUCUUGGAUUCUAUUAUUAUUAUUAUUAUUUUUUUUUGCUUUCACGACUUUGUGGCUGUAAGCGGCUUUUUGAUGGAUAGCAGUAAUGUGAUCGCGAAAGCUCUGCUUUUCCUCGUGCUGAGUCUUCAUCAGGCAUUGACGGUCAGUCACUCUCUGCAGUACUUCUAUACUGCAGUCACUUCAGGAAUAAAUUUCCCAGAGUUCACUGCUGUUGGUCUGGUGGAUGGACAGCAGUUUGUGUACUAUGACAGUAACAUCAGGCAGAGUAUUCCUAAAACAGAGUGGAUAAAGAAGGUUGAUGAUGAUGAUCCAGACUACUGGAACAGAGAGACACAGAUUCAGCAGGAUUCUCAGGAGACCCUCAAGGUCGAUGUGGCUACUGGAAUGGAACGCUUUAAUCAGACUAAAGGGGUUCAUACAGUGCAGUGGCGGUAUGGUUGUGAGCUGGAUGAUGAUGAUGGAACCAAAAGAGGAUACGAACAGUACGGCUAUGAUGGGGAAGACUUCGUCAGUCUGGAUCUGAACACCCUCACCUGGACUGCAGCUAAUGAUAAAGCUAAAAUUACCAAACACAAGUGGGAUUCUCAUAUUGGGAACAGUGUGAGCAUAAAGGACUACCUGCAGAACACCUGUAUCGAGUGGUUACAGAAGUAUGUGUCUUAUGGCAGAGACACUCUGGAGAGGAAAGACCCUCCUGUGGUGAACCUGUUCCAGAAGGACUCCUCUUCUACAGUGGUGUGUCAUGCUACAGGUUUCUUCCCCAGAGGAGUGAUGAUCUCCUGGCAGAAGAAUGGAGAGGAGCUGUAUGAGAACGUGGAGCUCACAGAGACGUUACCAAACCAGGAUGGAACCUUCCAGAAGAGAAGCAUUCUGACAGUCUCACCUGAGGAGCUUCAUAAGAAUGACUACACAUGUGUAGUUCAUCACAGUGGACGGGAGAAAGUGCUGAGAGUGGCUGAUCGCAGAGUCCUGAACACAGGUGGAGUUUUGGUUGUUGUCAUUGCUGGUGUAAUGGCUACUCUCCUGGUCCUCAUUGGCUGUAUUGGAUUCUUCAUCUGGAAGAAGAAUGAGAAGCCAUUUGCCUCUGAUGGGGAAUCAUCCACCAGAUCCUCAGAGUCAUUGCAGAGUUCAAACGGCUUAAAUUGUGGUCCAAGAACCUUCAGUACAUCUUCUGAUGGAACAUCGUCCACCAGCUCAAAUGAGUCCAUCAGCAGCAACGCCCCACUGAUUUCAAAAUAAAGGAAGAGUUCAUGAUGGAAGAAUUCAGAAGACACAACUGUAGAUUCAAAUUCAAAUCUUCAUCAAACUGGAUAUUAAGUGGGUCAAGUGCCACCCUCAUCCAUGUCAUUACUCAGCCAUGAACUUCCUGGCUCCGCCCCCUGCUCAUGCCACUCCCCUUUCUGAGGACAUCCACCUGUUUCUUCUUAGUCUCUCCUUGCCUCACCUGCAGCUCAUAUUUAGUCAUGCUACAGAUCAGAGUCAUUUUCACGAUUUACUAGAAGAGACUUGUAUAAAGUUUGAAGAUUUUGUUAGAACAGAAGUGAUUCAGUGAUUCAGCUGUAAGAAGACUGUUGGAGUAGCAGCAUGAUCAGACUGGGCUGUGGGGAAAGUAAUGAUGCCUAUGAUGCAAACAGAUAUAUAUAUGUAUAUAUAUAUUUUUUUUUAUGGGUGAAUAAGUUUGAUUUUAUCUCUAAAAUUGAGCUAAAAUCGGAAAAAAAGCAAAAGUGCCUUAUAGGUGUUUUUUCUAAACUAUUAUAGCUUUACAAUCUUUAAAGCUUUAAUAUUCUGUAUUAUGGAUCUGAUGAGAAGAGAAAUAAUGAACACUGUAUAUAUAAAAUGUAUUUUAAUGCAAUAAAAUGUUGUUUGGUGACA
Messenger RNA from Electrophorus electricus (electric eel), 1932 nucleotides. The record is from RefSeq and is a predicted model, not a curated record. Lineage: Eukaryota; Metazoa; Chordata; Actinopteri; Gymnotiformes; Gymnotidae.